CUGGGGUGGCAGUUAGCGGGCGCGGGUCACGCGUCCAGUGGGUUCGCGCGCCAGAGCUACCCCAGCGCCAUGCCUCGCCGGAGUGCGCGCGCGCCGCGCCUCGCCUCUCUACCUACGAUACUUUUCAUCUCAACCGUGCUAUUUUCCGUCCCAGUUCCUGCUUUUCCGCAAACCAAUAAUCUAUACGUAGUUUGUAAGGAGCCUGAUUCUCUAGUCUGUUUAGCUUGGCCUAUAGAUUUGGAAGACUUAAUAGUGACAAAGGGAUUAUAUGAAUCUGAUGGCAGGGAAUGUGGCCUGAGCAAUCUAAUACCGAUACCGCCACACCGAAGAUUUAUUGUGGUGAGAUGGUUCAAUGCGACGUUAGCCAGUAGACUCUUUUGUAAAACAACGAAAGUGAAAGUAUUGCCUGUAUCGUUUGAAUUAAAUACUAAAAGAGUACGGAGGCAAUCAGGGUAUCACCCCCGAGGUCGUUACCGAGGUCAAACCCAGUCACAGUAUCUGUCUAUUGACAGAGGCAACGGCAAGGAUGAAGGCAAAGCAGAAGCGCAUUCUGCAGCUGAUUCUUCUAGAGCAGUCGUCAGUGGUAACAGCGGUAUGGGACAAGCACAGAGUCAAACAAUUUAUGAUCCAAGCUGUGAAGAUUGCCCAGAUCGCAAUAAUAUUGACGUUGCAAAUUUGGCAUACAAACCUGACCAAAAACCAUUUUCAGGAACUAAUGGAAAAUCUCCUGGGGGAUCAACAGGCGGAACAUAUGGACCUGGACAAUCUCCCGGUGGUACAUAUGCACCUGGUCAAUCUCCCGGCGGUACAUAUGCACCUGGUCAAUCUUCCGGUGGUACAUACGCACCUGGUCUAUCUCCCGGCGGUACAUAUGGACCUGGACAAUCUCCUGGCGGCACAUAUGCACCAGGACAAUUAUCUGGUGCCCCACUUGGACAAUCGGUCGGUGGCUCAAAUGGGCCAAACGAAAUUUCUGCGGGACCGGGUCAACCUUCGAGUGGUACAUAUGGGCCGAGUCAAACUCCUGGAGGAUCACAAGGAUCAGGGCAAUCUCCUGGAAGUUCCGUUGGAGGAGGUCAAUUUCCCGGCGGUGCCUAUGGGCCUAGUCAACAAGCUGGAGGAUCAUAUGGACCAGGUGGAUUGCAAGGUAAUACAUACGUCCCAGGUCGGGAACCAAGCAGUAGUUAUGCGCCAAAUCAAUUACCCAACAGUUCCUAUAGACCUGGCCAAACACCAGGAGAUCUCGAUGGGCAAGCUGGUGGAUCAAACACACCAAGCCAAACACAGCCUGGGGGAUCAAGUACAUUUGUCAAACAACCUGGCGGUGCAUACAAUAGUGGUCAAGCUCCGGGAGGAUCAUACGGGCAAGGGCAGAUACCAGGAGGCUCAUACAUUCCGGGGCAAUCAACAUAUGGUUCGAGACAGCCGCAACCAGGAUCAUUUAUUCCUGGGCAAACUGCAGGAGGAUACAUACCUGGGCAGUCGCCGAGUGGAACAAAUAGGCAAGGUCAAACAUAUUAUCCUGGCCAGUCACCUGGUGCAGCUUAUGGGUCAGGUCCGACCCCAGGAGGUUCAUAUAGUCCAGGUCAACCACCAGGAUUAUUAGGACAACUUCCACCCUCUGGUGGUACGUUUGUACCAGGAGGUUCGAAUUUACAAGGGGGUUUACCAGGCGGAUCAUACGUACAAGGUACUUUACCCGGAGGGACAGGAGGGUCUGGUCAGGGCACAUACACACCAGGUAGCACCGGAGGACCAUCGAAUUCUGGACAAACACAGGGAGGAUUUUACCCACCAAGUCAGACAGGGGGAUCAUACGGAAGCAACGCAGGGCAAAGUCCAGGUUCUAAUGGAAAUCAGUUAAACGGGCCUGGAAGCGGUGCAUACGGAGGUACUGCUAUUCAACCUGGCGCACAAGGAAUUAAUUGGCCUUUGCUAUCUAGUAUAUUGCCCGGAGCAGCCCCUGGCUCAACUUAUUUUUGCUGUGUAGUAAAUCCAGGAAACAAUGCACAAAAUGGAGUAAACCCAAGCAAUACCUACUUUGGAAUUCCAGGUGGUCAAAAUCAAUUUCCAACAUCUAAUAAAAAUAUUGGGCUAGGUCCGUAUACAGGAACAUUAGGAGAAAAUAACGUUCCAAAUAUACCAUCUCAAGGGUCUGCGGGGGCAAAUCAGGCAAAUUUUCAAAAUUCCGGUGGGCCUACAGCAAAUGGAUAUAAUGGGCAACCUCAAUUACAAAAUUUAAAUAGACCAUAUGGGCAGACAAAUAUUCCUUAUGGAAAUGUUGCAUCAAAUAAUCUACAAACUCCUAACGUACAAUACGGAUCAGGUCAAAGUGGUGUACCAUCUCUAAACGGGCCAUAUAGUACAGGACAAAAUGUCCCAAAUGGAUCACCUUCAGUUCCAGGUAAUCUUCAGUCUCAAAAUGGCCCUUAUGGCACAUCUGGUCAGAAUGUGCCGAUUGAUACCACAAAUAUUGGCCAAAAUGGGUUAGGUUCUCCUGGCCCAUAUGGAACAGUAAAUAUGGGAUCAAAUCCUUCCAUCAUACCAAGCAGAACAGGGCAAACAAAUAUACAACAUCCUGAUGGAGCAAUUGUUAAUGGAGGCACAGGGCAAAAUGUUCCGUACGCUCCUGGGACGUCAGGUCUGAACGGUACACCAAGCAUUGAUAGAAAUUAUAUAUCAGGUGGAAUAGGCAGACCAAAUGUACCAUAUGGAACAGGUAAUGGUGGACAAAAUGGAAUCGUAUCAAGCGGACCACAUGAUACAUCAAUGACAGGUCAGAAUCCUGUAUACGGACCGAGGGAUCAAGGUCAAAAUACAAUAACAUUUCCUAAUGGGCAAUAUGGAGCUGGCAACACGUUACAAACACCAAAUGGAAUGGGUGGCGGACUGCAAAAUACAGGUGUGUUAGGGAAUGGUGCUCAAAAUUUAAGUCCAACCAAUCUACAAAAUCCCAGUAAUACUUAUGGACCAGGAUAUAAUGGUCAACCUUUAGGUUUAAAUGGCCAGUAUAAUCCAGUAUCAGGACAAAAUAUACCUACCCUGGGCGGCACCUAUGGAAAUGGAAAUGGAGGACAAUUUGGGACUGAUCAAAAUAAUUUAAUGAUUCCCAAUAAUUAUGGUGGUGGUCAUCCGGGAGCACCUAAUCAACAAGGUGGGAUUAAUAAUGGCGUUGAUCAACAGAAUGUUGGACUGAUUAAUGCAAAUGGCGGUGUUCCUCAAAAUGUGCUGGACCCGAAUUCAAUAACAGUUUCAUUUGAUGAUUACGAUUCAGAAGCUCAAGCCAGUGUAUCUGAAAACGUGAAUGGAACCACUGCCUUAGCUGCUUCAAAAGGUGGUAAUAAAAAGGGUCGAGCACAAACACAAGUGGAAGGAACUUAUACUGGAAGUGGGUCUUUUUCGGCAAAUGCUGAAAUAAGCGAUGAGAACAAAGCAGCACAAAGUCAUGUUUCUGGAAGUAAAAAAGGGGCAAAUAGUAAUGCGGAAGGAAGAGGUCGUAAAAAUAAGUCACAGGCGUCUGUUCAACUUGGUUCCGAAACUGGUUCUAUAUUGACCGACUCCCAAAGUAGUGGAGACAUGCAUUCAUCUAGUUCUCAAGUUCAAGGCAGCGUUAAAGGUGGAAUGGCUGACGCUCAAGCUAAGGGACCCGGAAGCACAUCUUCUCAAGCCCAAAUAGGUUUUACUCCUUAUAAAGAAGAGGAUAAAGCAGCACAUGAUAAAUUAAAAAUACCGUUUGAAGGCGGAGGUACUGCAUCUGCUCAAACCAGUGGACGCAUGGGUACUUCGCAAUCUCAACUUAGGGGAACAUUUAAGUAUGGCAUUACUUAUAAUGGUGCUGCACAAUCUGGAUCUAGUCUUGACAAAGAUGCAGUAUUUUCUAAUCUGGUACCAUUUGAAAAAAUUGAUGUCUAUGACGAAAACAAUAAAAAUAUAAAUAUUGAAGCUUCAACAACGGAAAAGCUAAAAGAAGCAACAGAAAUUUUCACACAAAAAUAUGAGGAAACCACUACUUCUGAAACACAAACUGAUGAAGCAAAACAUAUGUCUGAUCACAGUCAUUCAGAUCAUCACAAAUUUUCUGAUCAACAAAAUUCUACCACUCGACCACCGCCAGAAGGAAAUCGAAGAUCUUUUACUCCCAGUUAUAAUGCUAAUGGGGGGGAUUACGAGUACUCAACUGACAAGGAUGAUAACCAGCAAGAAGACUAUGAUAUUGACGACGGUUUUGGCGCUGAUACUGUUGAAACAAGCCCGGAUCAAAAUGAGUAUGCAAAUUAUGACGAAUUAAAUAGAGAUACCGUAAAUACCCAUCAAUCUUUACAAAGUGCUAGUAAAAAAGGCUUAGAAGUAAAGCAAACGAAUGGUGGUAAUAUGCAACAUAUCAUUCUAGGUUCCUUGAACAACCAUGAUGCUAGAGUGGUUCAGAAGAAUUCCGAACAUCCAGACGAGUCUAAGGUAUAUCAACCAGGAGAGAAAGUACCUGGCAUGGGAGGAUAUACUAUACCUGUUGGUUUUACAGGUAGUGUCAAAUCUGUAGCUUCUAAAGAUAAAACAUACGUCGUUGGUUCUAAAUAUUCACCGUCACAAGCUCAAACGGUAACCCUCACGCCAGGUACUGGAAAAGUAAAAUAUCUUUAUCCAAAUCGUUAUGGACAUAACGUAAAUCCAAAAGACCUAAGAUCAUUAUACAACUCAAAAGCUGAUGAUAACCGUUAUGUCUCUGUUUCCAAGUCAGUGACGCGUGAUUUGGACAACGAAGACAACGUAAGAAGACAAUAUUCGCACACAUAUUACACAAAAUCAUCUUCGUGCGGAUAUUUUACUUUUACAUGCACAAUGGUUAGCAGUGCCGAGGGUAAAAAGAAAGUAUGUAAACCAAAAAUCCCUAGAAAUCCAGACGGUAGUCCUAUGAAAUGUUAAUAAUUUAGAAAAUUUUAGAGUAUUCCACUUGAAAUUUUCUUUAUAAUUGAAGCAGUAUAUAAUUAUAUCAUUCAACUAUUAUUAAUUUUAAACUGUAUUUAAAUGUGUUCUACUAAUUUUAUACAAUUCAUUAGGAGUUAACUGAAAAAUGUUUUAAAGAUAUUGAAUAAAUAUUAAGGUAUUUUAGUUUAUAAAAAAUCGAUUUAUUAUUAAAUUAUACUGAAUAUGAUCAAUUUUUAUUGUAGUUAAUUGACGAUGAAUGUUAUUGUAAUGUUAUUUCAACCUUUUUAUAUUGAUUAAUUACAAAAAGAAACACUUACCUUUAAUUAAUCAUAAUUUUAACAGGAUUCAUUGUACACUGAUAAAACAUUGUCAGUAAGUUUAGAAUUGUAAAAAUCUACAAGAAGAUAUAAAGGCAUAAGAAAUUUUCUUCUUCAAAUAAAAUUAUUAUUUACCUCGACAUCAUGAAAGCACUUUAUAAUAUUGUAUCUAGGAAUAAGUAAAAAUAAUCACAAGACUCAAACUCAGACAAAAAGCCUAGAAGUUUCAUUUUUUCACAGCUUCAUGGGACCGUAGACUUGAGUAAGUGGUUUAAACUUUAUCUCGAUACCUCCUCGCGUUCCCAAGAUGAAGGGUCUUGACAAACAGACCGACAGACAACAAAGUGAUCCUAUAAAAGUCCUCUUCCUUCUGAGCUACGGAACCCCAAAAACGUUCAAAAUUAACAAGAUAUUAUUAAUGUAAAAAACGGUAUUUUUAUUUUUACAAAAAGAUCGUUAAUUUUGUUAAUAAAACCAUAACUUUAUAUGACUUCAUACACUUUAAUGUGAAAUAAUUUGGAUAUUCUAGAUAAAUACCUACAUUUUUUAAGAGAUAAAUACACUUUUUAAUAUCUUCACAUUUUUUUAUCAUCACAUUGACGUACUUGAAAUUAUUUUAUUUUAUCCAAACAUGAAAUAUAAGUAGGGUACUUUAACAAAACAAAUUGUUUUAGAACUUAUCCGCAUGUUUUGCCACUGUAAAUAUUAUCUACCACGUUAGAUACAUAUGCUUCUUAAAACUAUGAAUUAAGUACUUAUUCAUAAACAGAUUCUCAAUAGAUCUGACUAUUCAUUACGUUGGGAAUUAUACAGCUGACAGUAUCAAUUCAUCACUUCACAGUUAUUUUAGUAGAGCAGACAAUAAAGUGUUACUUUAUAUUAAAUAAAUUCAAAUUUAUAAAUAUUCAUUUCCAAACUUUAUUUAUAUUAACAAUAAUGGCAGAUUUACACAGGGUCAGUCACUGACUCCAAAUCGGUCAGUACUGGCGUCCGCGAAGUGUACUACCGAAAGUAGAAACAAACUAGCUCCUUACAUAGAAACUGACAUGACGUUACGAAUGUUUUCUCGUUGUUUGCUCGUACUUGGGGUACUGUAGUCGGUUCGUCGGCGCUGUACAUCUCCAAAUCAAUGUACACUAUGCCAGUGUCGGCUCAGCCUUGGCUUGAUUCGAAUUGAUGUCAAUAACCGACCCCGUGUAAAUCUUACAUAAUCAAUCUAUUAUCAGCCUAAUCCAAAGAAUAAAAUUUAUACGUCUCAUAUCGUUUUAUAACGGCACAUUGAAAGGUUUUAUUGUAGAAUUCUUUUGUUUAGGUCAAUCACGAUAUAGAAAAUCCGCCUUUGGUAAAAUAUAUUUAAAAAUCCUGUGUCAAACUAAUGUUAAUUGUGCGACUAUUAUUUAGCAAAGAAAUCAAGAACCUAGAAUUUUAAUAGUUACGAAAUCAGAUCUGAAUAUUACUGACAGUGGUGGGUUGCGAUUCGAGUGUUUGUGGUUAUUUUAAAAUGAUUCUUAUCACACUGAGAAAGUUUCAUAAAAAAAAUUAAGACAAAUAAAAGUGAAAAGAAUCUUUCGUUGUGCAUCAUUAAAAGUAUGUUUUGGUUUUAAAUUUCAUUCUCUAUAGCAAUUCUAAAAGAUUUAUUUUAUACUCGCAACUACCGACUGCCUUAAUAAAAAUCCACGUUUCAUCAUCAUCAACACCAUCAUGAUCAUACUAAUUUAAAUAAAUAUAACCAGUGAUUUUGCAAAAUAUAAGUGGAAUGUAUUAAAAAAAAACAUGUUUCUAAGUAUAUAAAUAACAACAAUAAAAGAGUACUUGAAAUCUUAUCAAUACAACGUGAAUUUGGAAAACGCAAAUCCUGAAUAUAGUCUUCAUAUUAAAGAUCAAAACGAUAUAACAAUAAAAAGUUAUGCAGCAAGAUUUGGUAACAUGUCAUAAAUUAAUAAAUACCGACCAUUUUGGCAUGUUACUUUAUUUUAAGGAAAAUGGUUGGUCUUUAAUAUACUUUGUUUUUAAUUGCGCGUUUUACUACACUUUAUUUUUUCAAUUGAUUGACAGCCUUUUGGACAAAAUGGUAUGAAAUUGUAGAAAAAUGUACAAUGUCAUAAAAUAUUUUUAAUAUAAAAAGUAGUCUGGGAUGUUUUAGAUACUUCUUAUCUAAUACUAAACUUAAAGCUGCAACUAACUUUCAAUAUUAUAAUACUCCUAGGAGUAAAUGGCAAAUUAAAUAUCUAACUUAACGUAAUAUAAGUUAAAGUAACACAUUAUUAUAAAACCCUACAUGAUAUCUCAGGAAAGAUACUAUUCUUCUACUUUACUAUUCUAUAAAAAUAUAAACAUCAACAAAAUAAUAUUAAAUGGAAUGGUUAUUUGACGUUACUGUCAAGUUCUUUCAUAGUGCUAAAAAUGCUGCACUAGCAAUUUUAUCCACAUUCAAAAUAUUUAAAACGCGGUAAACUUCUGCCUGUUAUUAAGUAACACAAGAAGCGUUUCCAAAAGUAUACUUCGCAAACAAUUGUGAUAUGGCAACAAUGAGAAGAUUUUUCAGUUGCAACUAGUAAACGAGAUGCUAAUUCGAAAAAUUGCGUAGAUAAAACUUAAUUUAGACAUGACUGAUUUAUUUAAAUUGGUGGGAUUUAGUACUAUUUAUCAUAAUUAAAUGCACAUUGAAUAAAAUGAACCUGAAGAAUUUACUGAAAACGAGUGUUAAAUCGAUAAUCGAAUCGAAUCAUAUUUAGUUAAUACAUUUAACUCUGCGUGUGGCGACAAUGAAACCCAAUAGUAUUUUUCUUUUUUAAUACAGAUAUAAUUCUAUUAUGUGGUUCAUCAGAUGGUAUAAAUUAUUAUAAUCAGUUUUUAAUAAAAUAAUAUUGUUUUUUAAUCCUCUUCAGAAAACAAAUAUUUUACUACCCACUGAAGCAAUUACAUUACAAACACAAUCAAAUAGCCGAAGGAAAACAGUCACACCAAAAGCACUUUGAUUAAUGGUCAUUUAUUAAUAAACGUCACUUUUAGUGAAGAAAACAAAAAUAUACCUAAUCAGUUUUGUUCUUGUUAUGCAUUGGACAUAAUAUGUACUAGUAGAAUUUGUAGAUGUGAAUCUGAUAUUGUGUAUUAUUUCUUAAUCGUUUGUAUAACUUUAAUUUGAUUUUAUCAAAUAGAUAUUAAAAACGGGCAUUCUUCCUUUAUCCCAUUAAAAUAAUAAUAAUAAUAUAUUUCAUAAAAGUUGCGGUUCAAAUACUUAAUACGUUUUCUAUGAAUUAUAUGACAUUUCAUGUGAAACUUUUUCAUAGCCACUCAAAUAAUAUUUAGUGUUUAUAAGAUUACACACGAUUGCAUUUAUAUAUCAUUAGAAUAUGAUAUGAUAUUAUCCUUUCAACCAAUCAACUAAUUUAUAUUACAGAAUCACAUUAUAUAUAGUGUAUUAAGGUACAUACGAAUUAUAGUGAGCAGUAAUUUGAGUAUUACGAAAUAAUUAUUUCCUGCACUUUUUACACUUGUCAAAAUUUAUCACUGGGAAUGAAAAAAUAACUGGAUAUUGAAAAAUAUUACCAUAAACUAAGUACAUUAUUUUAAUUUUUUGAUAAAAUUAUAAAGAAAAUAACCUUUUGUACUAACACUUCUAGUUUCUUAAAUACCAUCGUUUUUUUUAUCAAAGUAAGUACAUGGAUCAUGGAGCACUAACUACUUAAUACAUUUACAAUAGCCCGAUCAUUAAAUUCACACAUUACUUAUUAAAUACAGCAAACACACACAAUUCAAUGAAACACACUGAAAUAUAAAUUCAACUUCAAAAUGAGAUCAAUCUUCUAAAUAACUUUAAAUUUAAAUAUUAAGUACAUUAUAAUGAGAUUCAUCGUAAAAUGGCGAGACAGUAGUACUUAACAAAUACUGAUGGGUUAAGGAACUUGGAUAUAUGAUGGCUUAAUUAAAUUGUAAUUGUUUAAAAUCACUUAAUUAAUACUUAAAUUGAAUAUUCAGCAAAUUCCACAUUUACAACACGUAUAUAACAAAUAAUUAAUUAUUACUAAAAGAGUCGAUUUGAGCUGUCUAAGUUAUAAUAUUAUAUAGUGCACUGAAAUAAUGUGAACACAACACAGAAGUUCAGCAACAUCAAAUUCGUCAAUAUUAAUCCCCCUAACAAUAAAUAGAUUAACGCACUAUUAACGCAAUGUUUUGUUUAUGUUCUCCGAAUACAAAACAGUGCGUAACUGGUACUAGAAUAUACUUUCAUUAAAUUUAAAUUAGAUUUUACCCAUAGCAAAUGUCAAAACGUCAAUGCCAAUUUGACAUUAUUGUAUAGGCUAAAUUUUAUUUUGGUUUAAUCGAAAUUUUGCAAAUGGACCUAAGAGAGUUAAGGUUUUUAAUAUUUUCAUUUCUACUACUUCCACCUUGCAAAAAAAAAUGUUACUGUGUUAAAUGAAAGAAUUUAUAAUGUACAAUGAGUAUGUAAAAACAAGUUUUUAAUAAAGCUAAGGUUGACCACAUACAUGUCAGUCUUCGUAUAAUAAAACCGUUUAAACAUGAAGAAUAGCUUAGUGCAUACUUGGGCAGUAACUCGUAAUGGGCGACUCGACGACAUAAAUGAUAACAUUACGACCUAUUCUGAUAUAAAAAUAGACAUGUUAAACAUGUCAAUGAUCACCGUGUCACACACAGACCACUUAUACAAAUUUGGCAGCGCCAGCCAAAUUACGAUUCGUCACAAAUGCUUGUACCGAGACGGUGGGUUAAAAUUUCCUUAACAAUGCCUCUGUGGCAAUUAUAGAAACUACACACGUGUAGUGUUUAAACAUACAAUUAACAAUAAAUAAGGGUACUGAGGAGAAAAUUUCACUUAAAAUGUAAACGUUUAAACUAAUAGCUGUUUCCAUAAAUUUAUGUUUAUGUUGGGUUUCACUUGAGUUGAGUUUGAUGGAGAAAUAUGAAGUUAAUAUGAGCAUAUUGUGUACAGAUUCACCUGCCUAGGAUGCGCCCCGAAGUCUUUUCAAUCGUUCUUUCUCAAGAUUGUCGACAGGUGGCUCUCUUUCAAACGACACCAGCUCCAAAGCUGAAACAAUAAUAAACUUAUUAAAUGAUGAUCUUGACUAAAAAGAUGCGUCGUAUAUUCUAUAAUGUAAGUUGCGAAAAAGCGAGUUUAAACCCAAGAAGGAAAGUAUGACUCCCAGAGCCGGGUUUAAGCCAAACGGGCUGUGGCCCAUGACCCUGUGCCUCGUUGCCCUUGGGCCACCACACCUCUAAUUCUAGCCUUGAUGACUCUCGACAACAAAUUAUCAGGAUCAUAAAUUGUAUAUAUUUGUUGUGACACUGUAUCAUUAUAGUCACUCAUUAGAGCCGCCUUAGACCGGGGGACAAUUGUCUGACUUUAACUCUUUUCACUUAUCACUUCAAAACUUAAUAAAAGUGCAUGUGACAUAACAUAUCUCUUCCCAACUAUGAAUGAAAAAACCGGAUCGCGAGGGACGAAAAUGUUACUAUUAUUAUGAAAGAUUGAUCUUUUAGUUCAGUUGGUUAGUUAUAAAAAUAUAAGUAUUUUGAUACAGAAUAGAAUGAAUGGUUGUAAAUACCACUAGCGGCCGCCCGCGACUUCUUCCGCAUUAACUUUUAGUUUUUUGUGAAUCACUCAGGAAACCAUUACUUUUUGGGGAUAAAA
Chilo suppressalis (striped riceborer) is the source of this 10890-nucleotide messenger RNA. The record is from the annotation of a GenBank genome assembly. Lineage: Eukaryota; Metazoa; Arthropoda; Insecta; Lepidoptera; Crambidae.